GCUAUCAGCUUCGGUAAUUCUACUCCUCCUCAACAAUCUCAAAAUCAUGUUGCUAUUUCCAUGAAAGAUGAUCAGAUAUUGUUUGCGAUUUCACUGUUUCGGCAAUGUAUCAGAUCACUUUGAGUUUAGCAUGGAGGAUAUUUGCAAGAAAACCACCAAGAGUUUUGAGGAAAUGUGGCCUGUGCUUCAGACAGCUGUGGAUAGACUCAUCAACCAAAUAGAAGGGGUUGACGACGAUUCAUGUUUCACAUAUGAGGAUUGCAUGUCCUAUUUUACAACUGUUUAUCGAUUGUGUACAGCCCGACAACUGAGGGUUGAAAAUUGCGAGCUACUCUAUGCCAAAUAUAAGAAGGUCUUUGAAGAAUAUAUCAAUUCCACAGUUCUUCCAUCUUUGCAAGGAAAGAAAGUUGAACUUAUGUUGACAGAACUACUUAGAAGAUGGUCAAAUUACAAAAUUAUGACCAUGUGGCUCUCAAGAUUCUUUCAUUAUCUUGAAAGACACUUCAUCUUUAGACGGCAGCUUCCUUCGCUUGAAGAAACUAGCUUCUUAUCCUUCUAUGACUUGGUACAUGAUAAGAUCAAUAAACAAGUUGGGGAUGCUAUAUUAGCUAUGAUUGAUCAGGAACAGGCAGGAGAGAAGAUUGACAGAGCAUUGGUUAAUAACACGUUGGCCAUGUACUCGGAGAUUGGAGAUGUCCUAAGAAUAGACAAUGAAAAUCAUUUUAUAGGAAGAAUGAUUAAAGAGCAUGCAGCAUUCUACAAUGAUGAAGCUUCAAAUUGGAUAGCAAGUUCUUCCUUGAGGGAUAACACACCAAAGGAAGAGAAAUUGCAUGACAUUCAAACCCCUUCAUCAAAGAAAAUCAGGUUGGUAAGUUCUGAUGGAGAUGUGUUUGAAGUUGACUAUGGAGUGGCACUCAUGUCAAAAACCAUUGAAGAUGUUAUUAAGUCUAACCCUGCUGGUGGAAGUGACAGCAUUCCUGUCUUCAUGAGUAGCAAUAUUUUGGCCAAGGUCAUUGAAUACUGCAAGAAGCACACUGAAGCUUCCAAUCCCAAUUACAAGGAAGACAUGUCUGGUGUUGACAUCAAAGACUGGGAUUCUAAAUUUGUUGAGGUUGGCCAUCAAACCCUGCUUGAUCUUGUUCUGUGUGCAGACUACUUGAACAUCAAGAGUCUGCUAGACCUGACAUGCGCUACAGUAGCAGACAUGAUGAGAGGGAAAAGUCCAAAUGAAAUACGCAAGAUGUUUAGCAUUGAGGCCAACUAGGAUCCAUUUCAUAGUGUCAGAUUCAGCUAAAAUUGUAGCUGAGUUUAUUUCUUGAACAUCUCAACUUUUAGAUACCCAAAGAGUAACUACUGUGCAAUAAUGACAUUCAAGAGCCAUUUAUUAUAUCCUAUUCUGGCUAAA
Messenger RNA from Lotus japonicus, 1405 nucleotides. Its product is annotated as cullin-like protein 3. Gene Ontology annotation, biological process: SCF-dependent proteasomal ubiquitin-dependent protein catabolic process. The record is from RefSeq and is a predicted model, not a curated record. Gene Ontology annotation, molecular function: ubiquitin protein ligase binding; cullin family protein binding. The transcript is spliced from 7 exons. Gene Ontology annotation, cellular component: nucleus; cytoplasm. The coding region runs from base 68 to 1264 and encodes 398 amino acids. Lineage: Eukaryota; Viridiplantae; Streptophyta; Magnoliopsida; Fabales; Fabaceae.